AUGCACAUCUAUGCAUAUUCUGGUUUUUGGAGAUCGUCCAAAACAAAAGGGUGGAAGUUUCUUGUUGAUGAAGAAACAGGAGGUAGAUUACUUAUUUUGGACACAAGCAAAACCUUUGACAACCUAAAAGAUAUGGUUUGUGAGGACUUUGGAACCGAUCUAAACUUGGUCAAUAUCGAGCUGAGUUACUUACCUUCCGAUUUGGUCAGAUUUAACUUGAAUGGAGAGCCUGCUGAGUUGCCUAACAGAGAGGAAAUGGGUAUGUCGGGUGAAGUUUCAGAUGAUACUGAUGGUGAAGCCGAGCUUGAAGAAGAAGAUGCGAAGAUAUAUGAAAGUGAUGAUGAAAACAAGUGUGAGAAAGAUAUGAUCAACGGAAAGUAUGUCCGUUUUUCUCUGGUUGAUGUUUUGAAGAAGGGUCAACAUUUUACUAGCAAAGCAGCUCUGCAGGCAACAAUGGAAAUAUGCGCAAUGAAACAUAAUUUCGACUACAAGGUUGGCAAAACGGAUAGAAGAGUUUGGUACGUUCGUUGCGCGGAUGAUGAUUGCCGUUGGCGUGUUCGCGCAGAGGGAUUAACAGGUUCUUCAUAUUUUAUCAUCAAAAAGUAUGUACCUGAUCAUUCAUAUUCUCCAUCAUCAAGGAACCACUCUGUUCGGACCGCUUCAUCAAAAAUAGUUGGUAGUCUCAUUAAGCAUAAGUACGAAACUGUCAAUGAAGGGCCGAAACCUAAUGAUAUCAUCCAGUUUAUGCGUAAUGAUCAUGGAGUUGAGAUAUCCUACUCUUUAGCUUGGGAGGCACGUGAAUAUGCAGUAAAUGUUGUGAGAAGCAUUCCAGAGAAGGGUUAUGAAAAAGUUCCCAAAUACUUGCACAUGAUGAAGGAAGCUAAUCCAGGAUCACACACAUUUUACGAAACUGAUAGCAAUGGGAGAUUCAGAUUCCUCUUCAUCUCAUAUGGUCAGUCUAUUCGCGGUUUUUAUGCUGCCAUUCGGAAAGUUAUUGUUGUGGAUGGGACUUUCUUGAAAAGCAAAUACAAAGGAGUGUUACUGCUUGCUACUGCUUUGGAUGGAAACUCGAACCUAUAUCCUAUUGCAUUUGGAGGUUUAGCUUUUGUGUCUGACCGGAAUACUUCACUUGCUAAAGCUAUUGCAAAAGUGUAUCCGCAUGCUCAUCACGGAAUUUGCAUUCACCACUUGCUGAACAAUGUUGUUACAUAUUUCAAGGGUAAAGGAGUCGCUGGUUUGGUUGCAAAGGCUUCUAAAGCUUACCGAGUUGCUGAUUUUAAGAAGCAAUUCACUGCUAUUUUCUCAAUUAGUCCUGCAAUUGGAACCUAUCUAAUACAAGCUGAUGUGAGAAGGUGGGCUCGUUGUCAAUUUCCGGGUUACAGGUACGAUGUUAGGACCAAUAACCCUGCUGAAUCAAUAAAUUCUGCUUUGCGUUCGCCAAGAGAGUUUCCAGUUAUACCUUUGUUGGACAGCAUAAGGGAAAUGAUGACUCGAUGGUUUUUCAAACGUAGAACUUUAAGUUAUAAGCAUAAACAUCCACUGACUGUUGCUGUAGAGAAGAAGAUUGAUCGAAGGAUUGAGAAGGGUAAGAAGUUUCAGGUUUUCCCAGUUAGCGAUGACAGGUUUUUGGUUCGAGGUGACACUUUUGAAUGUAUGGUCGACUUGGUCAGACGCACAUGUUCAUGUGAGAAAUUCGAUCUGAUGAAAAUCCCAUGCAGACACGCCAUAAAAGCAGAUUUCAGCGUAGGCAUACAAGCACACACACUCACUGACGACAUGUACACCACUGCUUCAUGGAGAUCGAUUUAUGAGGAAAGCAUAAAUCCUAUUGGUGUCCCGGAAGAUGCAUGGAUUGUCCCAUCUCACGUUCAGCAAGAGAAAGUCUUUCCUCCAGAAACUAGAAGAGCUGCAGGUCGGAGAAAGAAACGUAGGUAA
Messenger RNA from Brassica napus (rape), 1935 nucleotides. RefSeq lists its product as uncharacterized. Gene Ontology annotation, molecular function: zinc ion binding. NCBI's taxonomy places the organism in Eukaryota, Viridiplantae, Streptophyta, Magnoliopsida, Brassicales, Brassicaceae. The transcript is spliced from 3 exons. The record is from RefSeq and is a predicted model, not a curated record. Bases 1 to 1935 code for a protein of 644 amino acids.